Messenger RNA from Brassica napus (rape), 1440 nucleotides. RefSeq lists its product as uncharacterized. The transcript has a single exon. Lineage: Eukaryota; Viridiplantae; Streptophyta; Magnoliopsida; Brassicales; Brassicaceae. The coding region runs from base 1 to 1440 and encodes 479 amino acids. The record is from RefSeq and is a predicted model, not a curated record. Gene Ontology annotation, molecular function: zinc ion binding; nucleic acid binding.
AUGGCUGAUGCAAUCCAAACAGGAGUACAAGCCGGAGUUCAAGCCGCUUUUGCAGCAAACGCAGCAAACGUAGCAGAUGCAGAACACGCAGCCCCUCAACAACGCCAUAACCGCCGCCAUAAUCCCAUCUUUGAAGAACACGAUGACGGGUCCGACACAGAUAAACCAUUUGGGGAAGACAACAACAAUCAAAACCAGGACCGUGCUCGACACCAUCGUAACAAUGGUAACACACGAUGGACAUCAGGAAUCAAAUUUGAUAUCCCGGAAUUUCAUGGUGGAUCGAAACCCGAGGAACUCCUAGACUGGUUUAUUGUUACGGUCGAUGAAUUCAUUGAAUUCAAAGACGUUCCAGACAACAAACGAGUACCUCUCAUAACAACUAGGUUUGGUCACGCAGCUUCCUGGUGGAAUCAACUUAAAUUAUCUAGAACACGUUGUGGGAAAGAAAAAAUUGCUUCAUGGGACAAACUCAAGAAGCAUAUGAGGAAGACGUUUAUUCCUUACAAUUUUGAGUGUCUCUUGUUCCAAAAAUUCCAUAAUAUACGACAAGGAGUACAUUCGGUAGAAGAAUAUGCCAAUGAAUUUUACCAGAUGCUUACUCGAGUUGAUAUUCAAGACUCUGAAGAUCAAUUAGUAGCGCGUUUUAUCGCCGGUUUAAGACCUCAACUUCAGAAUAUGCUUCACCAAUUUGAUCCCGGUUCUGUUUCUGAAGCACGUCAACGCGCAUUGCUGGUAGAACAAAAAUCUUGGUAUAAUGCGAACCAAUGGACAGGUAACACACAUCAACGUAACACAAUUACGGUUUCAGACGACACCAAAACGUCCUCUGAUCUUGAUACCUCAACUGGUAAUCACGCGACUAACCGCCCCACGGAAGCAGCCACAACAGUGGAACCACGACCUUCUCGACCAAACGCUCUUUGUUGUUUCACUUGCGGUGAAAGUGGCCAUCGUCAAACUGCUUGUCCUAAUGCAGGGCGCAGAGGAUUACUAGCCAAUGAUCGUGAGAUCGUGGGAGAACCAAUUUACGAUGAAGAAGACGGUCAAUUCAAUGAUGUUGAAGAAGAAGAAGUCGUUGGGGACACAUGCACCUUGUUAAUGCUUCGUAGAAAUUGCCUUGCUACUAAAACAACUGAACCAUGGCAACGAACGGCUUUAUUUAGUUCGAUGUGUACGGUGAAAGGGAAAGUAUGUCGUUUCGUGGUGGAUUCAGGUUGCUCAGCUAAUGUUGUGUUUGAAGAAGCAGUUAGAAAAAUUUCGCUCACAGCCGAGGCACAUCCCCACCCAUAUCGACUUCUUUGGAUGCAAACCGGUGCUGAGGUUCAAGUUUCUCAGCGUGCAUUGUUGUCACUCUCUAUUGGAGCGUUCUACAAAGAAUCAUUAUAUUGUGACAUAGCUCCUAUGGAUGUGUCUCAUAUAAUCUUAGGACACCCAUGA